CUAGUUUAUUUAGUGGAAAAGGAAAAUAUGAACGGUUGAAAGCGAAUAUAAGAUCAAAUUGCAAGAUUUGAGUCGAGUCCAAGGAUAGCACGGACAGAAAUCGGUAGGAUUUUCUUACAGUGAAUCGAUCCGAGGCCGCAGGGAAAUCUUCUCUUUUCGAAGUGUAUAUCCUUGCAGUCAUGGAUUCAAACAAGGGACAGGGUGGAAUACAACUGUUAUUGGCUGCAGAGCAGGAAGCUCAGCACAUUAUUGCUUCUGCAAGAGCUGCAAAAACUGUUAGAUUGAAACAGGCAAAAGAGGAAGCUGAAAGAGAAAUUGCUGCUUAUCGGGCACAGAGGGAAAGUGAGUUUCGGAAGAAGGUUGCAGAGUCAAGUGGUGAUUCUGGAUCCAAUGUCAAGCGUCUCGAGGAAGAAACACAUAUCAAGAUCGAACAGUUGAAAAAUGAAGCAUCUAAAGUUUCUCCAGAGGUGGUUGCCAUGCUUAUGAAGUAUGUAACUACUGUGAGGAAUUGAUGCACAUGGAAUUAUUAGUUCCUGCAGAGGUGUAUCUACCAUUCAGUUCCUUAUAGUCAAUUCAAUCUUGUGCCUGAUUGGAAGUUUACCAUAAGAUUGCUGUCACUAAAAAUACAUCUCUGAUCAGAGUAGAUGAUAGAGACUAUUCUGUGUGUGCUGCAGUGAAACAUGCGGAAUCAAUGCUAUUUAUAAAUGUAUUCCAGAUUUGCAAAUUUCCAGACUAGUAUUUAUUUGUUAUUAGAGAGAAACUGGUAUCUUCGAUUUUUCUACCCUUUUUCUAUAUUUAUUAUCAAUUGCUUGGAUUGUUUAGAACAA
Cryptomeria japonica (Japanese cedar) is the source of this 827-nucleotide messenger RNA. Its product is annotated as V-type proton ATPase subunit G1. Bases 180 to 512 code for a protein of 110 amino acids. The record is from RefSeq and is a predicted model, not a curated record. Gene Ontology annotation, biological process: proton transmembrane transport. Gene Ontology annotation, cellular component: vacuolar proton-transporting V-type ATPase complex. NCBI's taxonomy places the organism in Eukaryota, Viridiplantae, Streptophyta, Pinopsida, Cupressales, Cupressaceae. Gene Ontology annotation, molecular function: proton-transporting ATPase activity, rotational mechanism. The transcript is spliced from 4 exons.